Anguilla anguilla (European eel) is the source of this 2847-nucleotide messenger RNA. RefSeq names its product 14-3-3 protein beta/alpha-A-like. The record is from RefSeq and is a predicted model, not a curated record. Lineage: Eukaryota; Metazoa; Chordata; Actinopteri; Anguilliformes; Anguillidae. Bases 160 to 891 code for a protein of 243 amino acids. The transcript is spliced from 6 exons. Gene Ontology annotation, biological process: signal transduction. Gene Ontology annotation, cellular component: cytoplasm.
CGGGGGAGGGGCGGGGUUUAGAGGAAGCGGAAGUGUCAGUGCAAGCGGAAGUGGUACUGCCCUGAACAUCCCAAGCAGCGAGACGGAGGACGGAGAGAGACUCCAAUUGCAUCGUCCACACAUAAAAGCAGGAAUUAAAGUACAUUAUUAAUCGUGAACAUGGACAAGAGUGACCUGGUACAGAAGGCCAAGCUGGCGGAGCAGGCGGAGCGCUAUGACGACAUGGCGGCGGCGAUGAAGGCGGUGACGGAGGAGGGGCAGGAGCUGUCCAACGAGGAGCGCAACCUGCUGUCGGUGGCCUACAAGAACGUGGUGGGGGCGCGGCGCUCCUCCUGGCGCGUCAUCUCCAGCAUCGAGCAGAAGACCGAGGGCAACGAGAAGAAGCAGCAGAUGGCGCGCGAGUACCGCGAGAAGAUCGAGGCCGAGCUGCAGGACAUCUGCAAGGACGUGCUGGGACUCCUGGACAAACACCUGAUCACCAACGCCAGUCAGGCGGAGAGCAAGGUGUUCUACCUGAAGAUGAAAGGAGAUUAUUUCAGAUACCUGUCUGAGGUGGCAUCUGGAGACUCCAAGGAGGCGACGGUGAAGUCUUCCCAGGACGCGUAUAAGAGCGCUUUUGAGAUCAGUAAGGAGAUGCAGCCCACGCACCCCAUCAGACUGGGCCUGGCUCUCAACUUCUCCGUCUUCUACUACGAGAUCCUCAACUCGCCCGAGCAGGCCUGCAGCCUGGCCAAGACGGCAUUUGACGAAGCCAUUGCUGAACUCGACACCUUGAACGAGGAUUCAUACAAAGACAGCACCCUGAUCAUGCAGCUACUAAGGGACAACCUCACCCUGUGGACAUCGGAAAACCAGUGCGAUGAAGGGGAGGCUGGCGAGGGGGAGAACUAAUGGCCCUUUGCACUAUCGAUCCAGCCACUCUCUCUCUCUAUCUCUCUCUCUGUCUAUCUUACACACACCCCCCUUUCCGCCAGCCCAGCUCCGCCCCUUUCUAUGACGAGCAGCAUGUAUUGUACCCGACCUUGCGGUUGUGCCCCUCUCUGAUUGGUCCUGAGGUGACAGGGUAAAGUUCCUUUCCCCGUAGGCUGUCCUCUCUGCCCUUUGUGAAUUAACACCUGGUUUAAAAGUAGAAAAUCUUUUUUUUUUUUUUUUUUGAUCCUCAGUCAUGAUUCCAUUUUUUAAAAAAUAAGAUAUUUCCAUUCACAUAGAGAAGGUUAUUGCAUUUCAUCAUAUUCGGAUUUCCUUUUCUUAUUUUCUGUUGUCAGUUUUCCAUUCCUUUUUCCAUUUUGGUUUUUUAUUUUUGAUUUUUUAGUGUAAUUGGUCGUUGGUAUUUGCAGGUUUUAUUGUAAGGUUAUUAAACUGGCAGUUUAUUUUCACCAAACACUGUGAUGCUUAGUUUUGUGUUUUCUUACCCAUGUUUCUCUCUCUCUCUCGCUUGCUCUCUCUCUCUCUCUCUCUCUGUAGGUACACACACACAUCUCUCUGUAGGUACACACACACUCUUAUAUAAAUGUAACUGAGACAUCGUAGGCUGACUGCACUUAGGUGGCAGAUCAGCUGUUUCUUUUGGAUUCAUACAGAAAGGAGUAGCCUCCUGUAUUGUGGCACUGGGUGUACUGCUGUGUAUGUUCACUAUUUCACCUAGGAAAUAAAAUGUUUAAAAAAAAUUUUAAAAAGUUAAAGGGACCCUAUAUUUCAGGGUUACAGACCCGUCCUUUUAUUUAAACAUUCCAUCUGACCACGUUUGUGUGUAAUGAUAAUAUGGCCAAAAUAAAGAUGGAGAAGACUGGUGCACUGGGCUGUUAUUGAGACUGUCUGCAUGCGUACCAGAACAGCGUGAUGUCAGUACAGUGGGAGCUUUGCUACGACUUCUUUUAGCAUUUUCUUAGCAAAAUAAUUGAGAAAUUUAACCUUUUUUUUUUUUUUUUUUUUGGUGGGAGGGGUGGUAGUUGGAAUGGCACUGUUGUGAACCUUCCUGUAAAUAAUCCUGGAAGAUGUUGUGUAAUUUUUCAGAACAGGGUUUGUCAAACCUACAGUCUGCUAAAUGAAGGGGAAAACUUUGGGGUCCAGAAUUUUAAACCACCUGAAAGGAGGCUCUUCCAGUGGGCGCCCCCUGCGUGUGUCCAGGCGGUUACGUGCGCGAUGGUUCGAGCGUUCGAGAAGUUACGUGUUCGAGCGGUUACACGCGUGAUUAUUUUAGCGUUCCAGCGGUUGCAUGCGUCCCGUUGAUAAGGCUUCAGACACAGGCACUCAUGAGGCGGUCAGUGAAGAUUUAAUACCCUGGAAUAAUAUUCCCGAAUCUUUAUUCGCUCAGUGUCACAAUACCCAACCUCUGUCGUUAGCAUUCUGCUUUAGGUGUGGAGACUACCUGUCCCUGUUCAUCCUGCUGAGGCCUGCUUCUCACACACACACAUACACGUAUGCGCACACACACACAAAUGUACACACGCAAGGAUAAACCUCCCUUUUCUUGCUGAACAAAAUGGCAGUUGUUAUUCUACGCUUUAUUUUUAAAAAUGCACUGGUGAAUGUGGAGGGCGUCUGUAUAUCCAGUUCCUCUUCCUGCUUUGUUUUUACUGGCCGGAGACUUGCCGGAAGUCUGCUUCUGUAACGGUUUUAUCGCCUAGCGCGCAUGUAGUUGUGAACGUUUAGAACAGCUGGGGGAAAAAAAUAGAUUCAAAAAAUGAGCCCAAAAUACCCCUCCUCCCAGGUUAUUGAUUAAAUGAUAAAUAGAUUUGUGUGUCUUAAAAAUAAAAAAUAAAAAACGCUUCUAGUUUCACCUUACAUGUAACAAUCAGGAAACGUGUACAAGAUCAUUUAAAGUGAAAUAAAGGUUUUAUCAGUUCA